GUCUGCGUGGGCAACCGCAAGCUAGAUUGCAUGGAUAUCGAGAUCAAGGUGGAUCGCCCCAGACCCGCAAGCGUCAGCCCCGCCCUCCCAAGCACCUCGCAACGGGACCUAUGCUUCGAAAACGGUGUCCUGCGUGCCUACCGGGUAAAGCUUGCCCCUGGGGAGUUCAUCGGCAGUGUCUUCGAUGCGGGAGGUGGGAAGGGGUCGAUGGUGCCGGUGCCGUUUGGGUACCUCGCUGUUGCCAUGACCAUCGCACAGUUGUCGAGCGGGGAGGUUAAGCCUGGCGACAAUUGGUGGUGUGGCAAGUCCUCGGGAGACAUUUCUGCCGGUGAAGCUGGCACUACUGCUGAUGGUGCAUGGAGCAACGUUGGAGAGGAAGAAGUGGAGGUGAUGAUUCUCCAGCCAAUGUAGGAGCACGACCAACCGUCGUCGUUCUGAGGAACACGUGCUUUCGCACAACUCUCCCUGUAUAUGUAUAUUUAUUUUUCUCCCAUCAUUAGACUCUGUCGUCUGCCCCUCUGG
Messenger RNA from Ectocarpus sp. CCAP 1310/34, 522 nucleotides. NCBI's taxonomy places the organism in Eukaryota, Phaeophyceae, Ectocarpales, Ectocarpaceae. The record is from the annotation of a GenBank genome assembly.